AUGCGGGAAUGGGAUAUUCUAGGCGAUAUCGUCAUAGAGGAACAACAGGGGGAUCGUGAGGUAGAGUCAAUCCGUAAUAGGAUCUCCAAUGGGAAGGAAGAGAAGGGUUUGAACAUUCACUCAGAUCUGAGUGUACAUUAUCUAGACCGGUUGUUUGUACCGGAAUCUUGUAGAGAGAAGUUAGUGUUACCGCCACAACUUUCGGGGAUUCACAAUGUGUUUCAUGUAUCCAUGCCUAGAAAGUAUGAACCCGACCCUUCUCAUAUGCUUGAUUGGGUUGAUUUUGAGGUAUAUGAGGAUGCCUCUUACGAAGAGCAACCGGUUCAAAUUUUAGACACCCGGGAACAAGUGUUGAGAGGAAAGACUAUACCAUUGGUCAAGGUAUUAUGGAGACACCAUGGGGUCGAGGAAGUGACUUGGGAACGAGAGACGGAGGUCCGCUCCAAGUAUCCAGAUUUGUUUGAAAAUGUUUAA
Molecule: messenger RNA, 474 nt
Organism: Camellia sinensis
Lineage: Eukaryota; Viridiplantae; Streptophyta; Magnoliopsida; Ericales; Theaceae
Source: RefSeq, a predicted model, not a curated record